GGUGGACGUAGCUCGCGGCCAGCUUACCUGCCCGGCUGCAUGGUCCUGCGGGCCUGGCGUGCGGGAGGGCGGCCGCACUGGGCCUGAAGGCUUCGGGCUCAGUCCGGGGGCCUGGUCUGCAGCCGGGUCGGGCAGAGCGUGGAUCCGAGCACAGGGGGGCAUCGGGCCGUGGGGUGAGGACCUGGCCAGCGUGGGGUUGCGCAGACCUGGGCUCGCAGCACUGUUUGCAGGCUGGGGCAGGGCGAAAGGAAAAGCAAGUCUUGCCAUAGGGAUGGCUCGGAUUUCUCAAGGCCUUAAUCCUGGCUUAGGGGCUUGAAAUAGGGGUCUUGAGGGGGAGUAACCAAGUGCAUCUCCUGAACAAACCACUAACUUCCUCCUCCCUCCUGGGACAGUGACCCUUAGGGUCCACUCGUCUCACAGUGUGACAGCUCCACAAACCCCAGGGCCGGCCAGGAGGCCACCCCUCUGUGCUCCAGCAUUAGACCCUGAAUUCCUCUCCGGACCGGGGGCCAUGGUAGCCACGGAGGGGUCCAGGUUCCCUCCUUCCCUUCCCGCUCCCUCCCCCUCUUCUGUGAGGCCCGGGGUUGGGGGCCUCUCUGGAGCCUUGCUCAGUAGCCCCAGAAGUAAGUCCUCAGGAGUGAGGGGUCACUGACGCCCCACUGACCCUGGAGACUGAGGCCUGGCCCCGAGGGAGUUGAUGUUGACGAGUGUCCAAUGGUGUGUUCACAGCAGAUAGACUGGACGGAGCCCUGGCUCCUCGGCCUGGUCGUCUUCCACGUACUCUGCCUGCUGCUCACCUGUGUGUCCUCCCGGCGAUACGAACUGCAGGUCGGGCACUUCCUGUGCCUCGUCACCUUGGUCUACUGUGCUGAGUACAUCAAUGAAGUGGCCGCCAUGAACUGGAGGUCAUUUUCAAAAUACCAGUAUUUCGAUUCGAGGGGGAUGUUCAUUUCACUAGUGUUUUCGGCGCCGCUGCUCCUCAACGCCAUGAUCAUCGUGAUCCUGUGGGUCCGGAAGACGCUGACUGUGAUGGCCGACCUCAAGGCCCUGCAGCAGAAGGUGAAGGAGCGGAGGAAGAGGAGGAAGGAGGAGUAGUGGCGCAGCGGCCGCAGCGUUCCUGGAGCUGUCCCGUCGCCGUCUUGAGAACUAAGUGCUGGCGUGGCAGGCCCGUCCCAGCAGCCACCGUCGUUUGUAAAGAUGGUUUUCACCGCGACCCUGUUUUGUCUGCAGCUAAUUUUGCUCAGGUUGUCUCUGCCGGUCGGUUAUGUGACCUGGGUUCCUGCAGGAUUACGAUGUGUAAUAAUAAUCCCCCCAAGUCAUAGCGUCCAGGGUGUUACCUCGGUCAUCAGUGACCGGACACACAGUGACAGGUGGGUCACGCGGCUCCGGCACGAAGCCCCAGGUGGUGGACGGAGCUGGGCCUUUCUGGAGCCGGCUCUCGGAGGAGUCACGUCGCGGGCUGGGAGCUGGUCCAGCCGAGUUGAAAGUCCCUGUCGCCACAGUGCAGUGCUGGUGGGACGAAGGCACCGGCUGGUGGGCCGGGUUCUCCUCCACAGGCCGCUGCCCGGCUUUCUCCACCGGCAGAGAGUAGCGAGGCCACGGCCACAGCUGAGGCCCCGGGGUCUUCGGGGCCUUGGAGGUCAGCACAGUGGCCCUGCACGGACCGGACACUUGGGUCCUCACAAGCCCCUGGUAUGAAGCUAAGUGUCCACACGUCUCAGCCCCUCUCCACACGCUCCGGGGGGUAAGGCCCCCGCGGUGCCGUCAGCCGCUGAGCGCCUGGGUGAUUAUUGACAGCAGGUGCCCCUUCAGAACAGUGUCGCUCACGUCACAAACCAGCGGAUUUGAAAUAAAAAACCAACACAGCAGCCGCCCACGCUGUAGAACACACUCUCCCGUGUGUUCAAAACAAACACCCGCGGGCUGUGUCCUGGACUGGAGCCUCCAGUUACACUGAACAGAUAGCACUGAGCUAAGCAGUUCCCAGCGUGUCCGAGUGGUGUUAACUCCAUACAAAACGGUCAGGCUGAUUCUCACGCCUGGGCACCGUCACGUGUCACCGCUUCCCCAGGUCCCCUGGUUCGCUCCCAGCGCGGUGCGGCCCCAGGCGUGUGACACUGGUCACUGGCGGGGUGGGCGUCCUCCAUCAGCCCCCAGAUGACCUGACCCAAAUGACAGCAGUGCCGGGGCAGAAACCGGGAACUUGAACGGGACCCCGAAGCGAGGUCCUGACAGGACGCUACGUCUCAGCAUCCUGGACCCUCCCCGCGAGGCCGGGCCCUGGGAACCCCAGGCUCUGUCCUGGGACGAAGCAGAACAGGCUCCUUCGCUGCUCCUUUUGGUUUGAUUCCCGGCCAGGGCACAGGCCUGGUAGGGGGCGUGCAGGAGGCAGCCGGUCCAUG
Molecule: messenger RNA, 2402 nt
Organism: Myotis davidii
Lineage: Eukaryota; Metazoa; Chordata; Mammalia; Chiroptera; Vespertilionidae
Gene: TMEM18
Product: transmembrane protein 18
Exons: 5
Coding region: 715-1095 (126 amino acids)
Cellular component (GO): nuclear membrane
Source: RefSeq, a predicted model, not a curated record